AUGUCCACAACACCUCUCCCCACACAUAAAUCACCAAAAUGUGACUAUGCUAGUGAGCAGAAAGUGAAUGUCUGUUUACAGCCGAUGCUGAAAUUUGCGGCACAGUUGCAAAGCGAUACCGGAAUGCAAUUGCCCGUACAAGGACGUCACGUUUUCGCCCAACUAUGCACAAUAUAUAAAGAGUUUAAAAGUUGUGUGAAAGAUCUGGAAUGUGAUUCAUUGUCCGAGGAUGCUGUCGAUGCUUCGUAUGGGUACAUGUGCGGAAGUGGGCAAGCACUAUUUGAGCAACAUGCAGCUUGCUUUGCACAGGUCGAAGUGGAAAAGGAGUACAUUAGUUGCAAGAUCGCGGCCACUCAAGCGAUCGCGGAAGCGCAAAAAAGCAAGAGCAAAUCCACUGAAGCUUAUCUUUCUGAAAUGUGUCGAGCAAUGGAUGGAUAUUUAAGAUGCUCACAUCCGAUUAUUCUUGCCCACUGUGGUCCCGAAGCUUGGAAACUUGUGUCAACGGUGACCGCUGAUUCCCUUGGAGUUACAAUGCCGGAUUGUGAUAUGCAUUCGGCUCUCUUA
Molecule: messenger RNA, 564 nt
Organism: Mesorhabditis belari
Lineage: Eukaryota; Metazoa; Nematoda; Chromadorea; Rhabditida; Rhabditidae
Source: the annotation of a GenBank genome assembly